Anopheles marshallii is the source of this 579-nucleotide messenger RNA. It is a transcript of the gene Trs31, whose product is annotated as trafficking protein particle complex subunit 5. Gene Ontology annotation, biological process: endoplasmic reticulum to Golgi vesicle-mediated transport. The transcript is spliced from 4 exons. Lineage: Eukaryota; Metazoa; Arthropoda; Insecta; Diptera; Culicidae. Gene Ontology annotation, cellular component: TRAPPII protein complex; TRAPPIII protein complex; TRAPPI protein complex. The coding region runs from base 1 to 579 and encodes 192 amino acids. The record is from RefSeq and is a predicted model, not a curated record.
AUGGAAAAGAUUAAUCUUAAUCUUUCCACCCGCCCCAAAGCGAGCAUCCUGGAUAAGCCGUUAAGUCGCGGAAAGGGAGAAGUAUCGUUGAGUUGCUAUGCUCUGCUGUUCUCCGAACUGGUCCAGUAUUCUCAAAGUCGAGUCAGCACCAUUCCCGAUUUGCAGACGAAGUUGCACGAUAUGGGCAAGGAUGUGGGAUGCCGUAUAAUUGAUUUAUAUUUCGUCCGCGAACGGAAUUCCAAACGGGAGACGAAACUGAUCAACAUGCUACUAUUUAUUAAAACUACUCUAUGGAAGACUCUUUUCGGCAAAGAGGCUGAUAAGCUAGAGCACGCUACCGAUGACGAAUGCACCUACUAUAUCAUCGAAAAGGAACCGCUUGUCAAUAAGUUUAUAAGCGUGCCGAAGGAUAAGGGCUCGCUGAACUGUGCAGUCUUUGUGGCCGGUAUAGUGCAGGCAGUUUUAUCAAACUGUGGCUUUACAUGCCAGGUUUCCGCCCACUGGCACAAGGGCACCACGUAUAUGGUGAAGUUUGAAGACCAUGUUAUCAGCAGAGACAAGCAGUUGGAAGACAAAUAA